AUGGGAGAUACUUCCAGCCACCGCUAUUUAUGGCUGGCUACGCUUGUACCUCCUAUGCCCCUCGACAUGGAUGAAGCAUGGAUGACAGGGCAGGCGGCGUUCAUGGAGAGCCCCUCUACUCUCCACUCUCUCUCUCUUUCCUCUCUCUGGCUGAAAUGUAGGCUUCUCUGCCCCUUCUCUGCCCUAUUUAUUCACAUCCAUUCACGCCGAGUACCUGUCCUCUACCUGCCAUCUACUUCUUAUUCCUCCCAAGAGAAGGCUGCGAGGGGGGUGGAAGAGGCUGGCACAACUACGCCCCUCGACCAGAUCAAGCGCUUCGAGGUCACCGAAGUCUAUGCCCACCCCGAAGCCACUGUCGACAUCGUCCUCGUCCACGGCCUCAACGGCCACCCACAGAACACAUGGACCGCAAAGAACGGCGUCUUCUGGCCCAGCCAGCUGCUGCCUCUGACAUUACGGCAGGCCAAGGCGAGGGUCCUAGUCUAUGGCUACAACGCAGACGUAUAUACUUUUGGCAGCGAUAAGGGCGCAAGCUCUGAUAUGAUACACCAGCAUGCACAGAGCUUGCUGACGGGACUGAGCAUGGAGAGAAUGAGCGAGGAGAAGGAGGAGAAUGCGAUCAUCUGGGUCGCGCAUAGCUUAGGUGGGAUACUGGUAAAGAGGGCACUGGAACUCUCAAACGACCUCACGAGUAAGAGCGCCGACCCAAGCCGCUCCAUCUACGUCUCCACCUACGGCAUUAUCUUCCUAGGCACGCCGCACCUAGGCGCUGACGGCGCAAAAUGGGGACAGGUCCUGCACUCACUCGUGCGGACCGUCAUGCCCAAGAAGAUCGUCGAGACGGAGGACCAGCUGCUCAAGACGCUGCAGAACAACAACGAGACCCUUCAGAACAUCAACCUGCACUUCCUCGACAUCUACCAGCGCUUCGAGAUCGACAUGGUGCACGAGGCUAUGAGAACCGAUCUCAAGGGCACUAAGAUCUUCGUCGUCGACCAGGCCUCUGCCUCCCCGCCGUUACCAGGCGUCCGAUACUACGGCAUCGAGGGCACGCACUCGUCCAUGUGCAAGUUCGAGAGCAAGAACGCCCCAGGCUAUCUGAAUGUCAGCACGGCGAUCAAGGGGUGGGCGAAUGACUGCACGCCGAAGAUCCAGGCGAGGUGGGCUGCGGAGAGGAAGGCAAGGAGGCAGGCCAAGGAGAAUGAGGCUAAGGAGCUACUGGGCAUCUUCGUAACGGAUAAGGAUGAUACUUUGAGUGCCCCAGUGGCACAGCCGCGGCCACAGGAGGCGUCGGGAACUUCAAACAGUACGUCGGCACCUACUUCCCACCAAGCACCGGCGACGAGCCAGCCGCGGGCUGCACUCGAGGCAGCGUCGCGCCAGGCUGCGUCGCCGUUCCAGUACCAGUACACAACGGAGGAGGUUGAGGAGAGAGAAGCGGAACUGGUGGAGCGUUGA
This is a messenger RNA of Pseudogymnoascus verrucosus, 1458 nucleotides long. RefSeq lists its product as uncharacterized. The record is from RefSeq and is a predicted model, not a curated record. The transcript has 5 exons. NCBI's taxonomy places the organism in Eukaryota, Fungi, Ascomycota, Leotiomycetes, Thelebolales, Thelebolaceae. Bases 1 to 1458 code for a protein of 485 amino acids.